Molecule: messenger RNA, 939 nt
Organism: Beta vulgaris subsp. vulgaris (sugar beet)
Lineage: Eukaryota; Viridiplantae; Streptophyta; Magnoliopsida; Caryophyllales; Amaranthaceae
Exons: 2
Coding region: 53-652 (199 amino acids)
Molecular function (GO): mRNA binding
Source: RefSeq, a predicted model, not a curated record
AACUCCUUAGUCCUUAGUUACCAAAUAUUAGAUUUAGAGGCAGCUAUCAAAGAUGAGUAGAAAGAGGGAAAAACCCUACAACUCCCGCCACGUCCCAUACUCCUACCCAAAACGGCGCCGUCCUCUUCCACCACCGGCAGCAGAAGAACCACCGCAGCAAAAACCAGCACCACCACCCGCAGUAGUAGUGAUUGGGCUUCCAGAAGACUGUUCUGUAUUGGACCUCAAGUCCAGAUUCGAAAUCUAUGGGCCCAUUUCUCGGAUCCGUAUAGAACAACAAGGUGUGGGCUUUAUCUCUUUCCGCUCCAAAUCCGCCGCUGACUCAGCUCUCACCGCCUCCCUUGACCCCUCUUUCGGCAUCUCCAUUCAUUCCCAUCGCGUUCAAGUGAUGUGGGCGAGUGAGAUGAAGGGAGAAGCAGCGGUUGGGGAUGAAGGAAGAAGAAACAAUUCUAAUUCUAAUUCGAAUUCGUAUUCAUAUUCAUAUUCGUCGAAGCUCUUGAAGGGGGAGACACCUUUGAGUAGACUUGGAAGGGGGAAUAAGUUGAGUUCAGCCAUUGUAAACCCCAAUGCCAGUACUAGUAGUAAUACUAGCUCUCUGUUGGAUCCCCCGUUUAAGGGUAGAGAAAUCGUCGCUUAUGAUGAUAUUUUCUAAUUAUUCAUGUACUAUAUAUUGUUUGCAAAUUUGUUGAGUUUGUUCUAUCUCAUUUUCUCAUUCUUGUGCAAGGUUAUAAAUUUGUAGGUGUUUUGCUAUUGUUUUAGUUUCUCUAUUGUUAUGAUCAUCUUAAAGGGGAAGUUAAGUUGAUUGGCUUCUAAUUAGGUUCCUAGAAGGAUUUUUUUAUGUGCAAUGUUAUGUAAUUGCUUCAGAUUUGUGCAGCCAGUUUGUGGUCAUAAGAAACAUACCUUUUGAUGAUUCUGUAAUUUAGUGUUUCUUUGUUUGCA